Coregonus clupeaformis (lake whitefish) is the source of this 1903-nucleotide messenger RNA. Its product is annotated as phospholipid phosphatase 3. NCBI's taxonomy places the organism in Eukaryota, Metazoa, Chordata, Actinopteri, Salmoniformes, Salmonidae. Gene Ontology annotation, molecular function: phosphatidate phosphatase activity. The transcript has 8 exons. Gene Ontology annotation, biological process: signal transduction; phospholipid metabolic process; phospholipid dephosphorylation. The coding region runs from base 441 to 1418 and encodes 325 amino acids. The record is from RefSeq and is a predicted model, not a curated record.
CUAGAAGAGAAAUGAGGAGGCAUCGAGCGACAGACGGUCUACCGCCGCGAGGCCCAUCCCCGCAAUGUCUCAUCCCUGAACGUUUCACAACUACCGGUUGACUACGGCUGGAAUUGUGACUGAUCGACGUGGUGAGCAUGUCAGGGCGAGUUUUAUAGAAAUGCGUUUGGAAAUAAAAUCAGUAACAAAAACGUAUUUCAAGUUCAUUUUGGGAUGUUCGAGUCAGGAGGAUGCAUGAAGGACUUUGAUUUUCCACUUUGAAAACUCUAAACAAAUUCUGUAUUUCAAGACUGGGACUUCCAAGUUCGCCACAGGUCUCUAUAACAGCCCGACUUGUUGCUAUCGAAAUUAUAUCUAGUCUAUGUCACUCAUCUUUCUUAGUUUGAACAACUGGCAAUAUUAAAUUAAACGUUUAACCACUAACUGGAUAAAACAAGAAGAUGUUGGAUAAAUAUUCUCGGCACAGCCCCGGCGGUGCGCCCGUCCUGAACCCGGACCUGCAACUCAAACUACCGGAGAGUAAUCUGGGUACCAGAAGCCAAGAGAAGGAUAACGGGACAGGGCCGAAACUGGUGGAGAUAACGGGACCGGCGCUGUCCAAACGGAAACUACUGGUCGGUCUGGACCUGCUCUGUCUGCUUCUGGCCUCCAUCCCGUUUUUUGUGUGUGAGCUGAAGGCAGUGAGUCCAUAUAGAAGAGGGUUUUUCUGUGGUGAUCCCAGCAUCAUGUAUCCAUACCUACACACAGAGGCUAUACCAGAUCACCUGCUCAUUACUGGUGGGAUCAUCAUCACCGGACUCACUAUAGCUUUAGGGGAGUGUUACCGGGUGCAUUACCGAGGGGUCAGCUCCAAAGCCUUCAUCAGGAACCUCUACGUCUCAUGCCUGUAUAAGGAGUUAGGUUCCUUCCUGUUCGGCUGCUUCGUCAGCCAAUCCCUGACCAACAUGGCCAAGCUGAGUGUGGGGCGGCUGCGACCUCACUUCCUGUCUGUGUGUGGCGUCUCGUACGUCUCGCUCAACUGCACCCCCGGAACCUACGUCUCCACGGUAACCUGUAGAAAGACAGACCACCGACUGGAGGAGGAGGCCAGGAAAUCCUUCUUCUCUGGUCAUGCUGCGUUUGCGAUGUACACCAUGCUGUAUCUAGCAUUCUACCUCCAAGCCAGGUGGUGUUGGAGAGGUGCCAGGUUACUCAGACCACUCCUACAGUUCUUCCUGGUUCUGCUAGCUGUGUAUACAGGCCUGACUAGGAUAUCUGACUACAGACAUCAUCCCUCUGAUGUCAUCACUGGCUACAUACAGGGAGCCUUGACCGCCUACUGGGUGGCCUUCCACAUCUCCUCCAUGUUUAAAGACUACAGCUCUACCCUGUCUCCUAACCUGGACAACCCCCUGUCACCACAUCUCCUCCAUGUUUAAAGGCUACAGCUCUACCCUGUCUCCUAACCUGGACAACCCCUGUCACCACAUCUCCUCCAUGUUUAAAGGCUACAGCUCUACCCUGUCUCCUAACCUGGACAACCCCCUGUCACCACAUCUCCUCCAUGUUUAAAGGCUACAGCUCUACCCUGUCUCCUAACCUGGACAACCCCCUGUCACCACAUCUCCUCCAUGUUUAAAGGCUACAGCUCUACCCUGUCUCCUAACCUGGACAACCCCCUGUCACCACAUCUCCUCCAUGUUUAAAGGCUACAGCUCUACCCUGUCUCCUAACCUGGACAACCCCCUGUCACCACACCACUGUCUGUUAGGGGAUAGGUGUGUGUGUGUUUCUCUGUAUCAGUGAAAGGUGUUUCCGAACUUGUCCUGUGAAAUCACUUACCUCAGUAUUCUGAGAGAGAGAAGGGGAGAGAGAGAAAGAGAGAGAGAUUAAGAGAGAGAAAGGAAGACGCGGAGAAAAAGAG